Molecule: messenger RNA, 2025 nt
Organism: Abrus precatorius (Indian licorice)
Lineage: Eukaryota; Viridiplantae; Streptophyta; Magnoliopsida; Fabales; Fabaceae
Product: glutamate decarboxylase 4-like
Exons: 8
Coding region: 49-2025 (658 amino acids)
Biological process (GO): L-glutamate catabolic process
Cellular component (GO): cytosol
Molecular function (GO): pyridoxal phosphate binding; glutamate decarboxylase activity
Source: RefSeq, a predicted model, not a curated record
UUUAUCCAUUUUCACUAUCCCUUUUCUCUCUAGAGAAAACACUUAGCCAUGGUUUUGCAAGAAGCUUCAAACCCCGAUCACUUCUUUCUCACUAACUUGGCUUCUCACUUUGGCAGAAAUUCACUUCCAAGAUUGAGGAUGCCAGAGAGGUCCACACAAAAGGAGGUAGUAUACCAAAACAUACACGACGAGCUUCUGCUUGAUGGGAAUCCAAAGUUGAAUAUGGCUUCCUUUGUCACCACAGCCAUGGAGGAAGAGUGCAACAAGCUCAUUAUGGAAUCUAUCAACAAAAACUACAUCAAUAUGGAUGAGUAUCCUGUUACCAAUGAACUCCACAACCGGUGCGUGAACAUGAUAGCACGUCUAUUCAAUGUUCCAAUUGGAGAAAAUGAAAGUGCAGUUGGAGCAGGAACUGUUGGGUCGUCUGAGGCCAUAAUGUUAGCUGGGCUUGCAUUCAAGAAGAAGUGGCAGAACAAACGCAAGGCUGAUGGCAAACCCUAUGACAGGCCCAACAUCGUCACAGGCUCUAACGUACACGUAUGUUGGGAAAAAUUUGCAAGGUAUUUUGAAGUGGAGUUGAAGGAGGUGAAGGUAAAGGAAGGGUGCUAUGUGAUGGAGCCUGCAAAAGCCGUUGAGAUGGUGAAUGAGAACACUAUUUGUGUGGUGGCAAUAUUGGGUUCUACUUAUAAUGGAGAGUUCGAAGAUGUCAAGCUCUUAAACGACCUUCUGCUCCAGAAAAACAAGAGAACUGGAUGGGAUACAUGUAUUCAUGUUGAUGCCGCAAGUGGUGGCUUUAUCGCUCCUUUCAUAUAUCCAGAGCUUGAAUGGGAUUUCAGACUCCCUUUGGUGCAAAGCAUCAAUGUUAGUGGUCAUAAGUAUGGUCUUGUCUAUGCUGGAAUUGGUUGGGUUGUUUGGAGGAGCAAUAAUGACUUGCCUCAAGACCUUGUUUUCCAUAUCAAUUACCUUGGUGCUGACCAGCCCACUUUUACCCUCAAUUUCUCCAAAGGUUCUAGUCAAAUUAUUGCUCAAUAUUAUCAGCUGAUUCGCCUGGGACAAGAGGGGUAUCGAAAUGUGAUGGAAAAUUGCAGAGAAAAUGCCAUUAUGCUGAAGGAAGGAUUGGAGAAAACUGGAUGCUUUAACAUACUCUCAAAGGACAACGGAGUUCCUGUGGUGGCAUUUUGUCUUAGGGACAAAAGCUUACACGAUGAGUUUGAGAUAUCAAACAUGUUACGUCGCCAUGGUUGGUGUGUGCCCGCUUAUUCAAUGCCACCCGAUGCUGAGCACAUCAAUGUCCUUCGUGUUGUGAUUAGAGCCGAGUUUUCUCGCACACUUGUUCAACACCUUCUGCUUGACAUCACAAAUGUUCUACGUGAGCUUCACAAACUUCCCCCAAAGUUCAAUGCCCAAAUGAACAACAUGCAUGAUGAAGAGAAGGCUAAGGGUUGCAAUGGGUCCAAGACCGAGAAUGAUCCCUUGUGUUUCUUUAAGCAUACUAAAACAGUUGAUGGACGACCAGAGCACUUGUUUUGGUCAAAUGGUGGGAGUCGCUUUGAUUAUCAAGUAUUUGGAGAUGUUAUGGCUUUUGAUAGUACCUACAAGAAGAACAAGUACAACAAGCCAUUGGUUAUUUUUUGUAGGUACAAUCACCACGGACAAACUACAAUUUUUGGUUGUGCAUUGGUUUCAGAUGAGACAAUUGAGACAUACAAGUGGAUUUUGGAGUCCUUUUUUGAGUUAAUGUUUUGCAAACACCCUAAUGCAGUUGUCAUAGAUGGAGAUGGGGCAAUACGAGAAGCUAUUAAGGUUGUAUUCCCAAAUUGUUUGCAUCAACUAUAUUCAUGGCAUAUCCAACAAAAUGCCAUUGAGAAUGUAAAGAAUCCAAAAUUUUUGGAAGAGUUUAACUCCUUGAUUUAUGCUAACUUUAGUCAUGACAAGUUUGAGGUUGAGUGGAUAAGGAUCAUGGAGAAAUAUGAUGUUGUAAACAACAAGUGGGUGAAGAAAAUGUAUGACGUGAAGUAUAUAUAG